This is a messenger RNA of Cephus cinctus (wheat stem sawfly), 3147 nucleotides long. RefSeq lists its product as uncharacterized. The coding region runs from base 143 to 2593 and encodes 816 amino acids. The record is from RefSeq and is a predicted model, not a curated record. The transcript has 3 exons. NCBI's taxonomy places the organism in Eukaryota, Metazoa, Arthropoda, Insecta, Hymenoptera, Cephidae.
CGAAGUAUCAAUCGAGUAUAACAGGAGGGCGCACGUCAGAACAGAAGGAGUGUUAAGCGAGUAAGAUAGAGAGAGAGUUCGAAAGUAGGCCUUCGUCGUUCAGUCAGUUGUUGACUGCGUCUCCGGGCGAUUGGAUAGCGUAAUGAUUAAACUACUGUGCUUGAUGGUCAUUUUUGGCCUGGGCCACUGUCAUAAUGAGAAAUCAUUGUUACCAUCCAGACUGGAGAUCGAGACGUCCAUCAAUCGAACGAUCGACGAAGUCGAGCGGAUGAUACGUGAGAAUCCAAAAUUGCCAAGACUUACGAGACCUGAGAUCGUCGAGAUAUUGCGUAAUAUUACAUCAGUGGACUUGAGUACUCACAGCGACGAGGAUCUUUCAAGUAAAGCAAGAGAUGAGUAUCAAAGAGCACUCAUGGUAGUUUUACCUUACAGUCCGCAGGAAUCGAAUGAAAAUCUUAAUGAUUUAUACACGAAGCCGCCGGUUGUUCAAAUGUUAAACGACGGCGUGACUACGGAGAAAGCUGAGAUCAUUUUAAAAAAUAAAGGAAUAGAGAGUGUCGUUUAUUUAAAGGAAUUGAAAAAGACAGAUUCCGUUAAAGGCACCGAACAAAGUUCCAAUAACUUUGUCGCAACGCAACUUUCCGAUAGUUCAUAUACUGACUCAAGUGAGAGUCAAAAGUCCAAAACGGUCUACAAAAACCACAGAGACACUUACUCUGAUGUGACAACGAAAUCCCAACCGAAAAGGACGUUUCAGAGUUUCAUGAAGAACGAAAGAAAACGUGAUCCGGCGCCGGAGAAGUUCAGUUUCAAUUUGGACGUUUUCGAAGAAUCUAGUGGAACUUCAGUUACUCCAACUAGUCAUUCCAUGUUCAAGGACAUAACUGAACAAGCGCAAGAUAAUGCAGUAUCCGGUUCAAAGUUGGAAAUUGUAUAUAGUACCAGUGUCACGAGAAAACCAAUGAUGAAAUCAACUACGGAAAUUUUGCAAAAUUCUAAAUUCACAGAGGCAACAACAAUUCCUUCGAAGACAACGCAACAUAUUUUGUCUUCGGAUCAAUGGCAAUACAAUGCUCCACCCGUUACUACUGAAAAAAAUACAAGAGUAACUUUGACUGUUCCAGAUAAAUCGAUAUUUGCACCUGGUUCAAUGAAUAACAGGGCGGAAGGCGACGUGGCGACCACGAGAAAACCGGAUGUGAGGAUAAAAAUUCUUGGAUCUUCUACGGACGUAAAGUCGGGGGGUGGACCAGUUCGAAUUGUUAAGACUGAAAAACCAGCACCAGUUUACGUUACGCCGAUGUCGACGGCGACCUCAACGAAGCCAAAGUACAGCUCGACUUAUACUUUGGCAUCCGGUGGAUUUUUGACAGCUACGACACCGAUGCCCAUGAGUGACGAAGUGAAGAAUCUCUUGGCUUCCAUUGGUCUACGUCCCGACAGCAAUGACGUUGUGGAGAAUGUGUCUUUAAAGGCGAAUUCGCAAAUUCCAAAUAGCGAUAAUGUCAUUUACAAUCAGGCGACAAGACUGUCAGCAACGGGAACGGACUUACUGCCAUCUAUCGUUAGUCAAAAUACUUUUGCGCCGAUACAGCCGGAUUUCCAAAAAGGGGUGGAAAAUCUGACGCCGGACGUGCAACUUCUCUUUCAGAAAUUCGGUCUGCAGACGUCUUUGAAGCAGAUGGAAACGACUACGGCCAAACCAACGAAGCCACCCGUGAAGGAUGACUCUUACGCUAAAUUCAAGCCGCUGCCAACAUCCACAAUCGAGGACAAAGAUAUGAGAGAUUUCUUGGCAAAGUUCGGCUUGGAUUCUAUCGAGAAUAGAAAUAAAAAAGCAAUGAACAAUAAGAGCGCGCAGGACGAGCAGCCAUCUGUAAUCGAAGCCAUACCCGACUCUAUGAAGAAGAUUUUACAAAAUAUCGGUCUGAUCGGUAGAUCACAAAAAUCGGUUGAAGUCGUUGCGAAGACAAAUAUUGUCCACGAAAAAGCUCCUACUUCGACGCCAAAAUUACACGUCUUCAAGCCUCAAGAAGCUUCCGUACACGCCGAAGAACAGAGAGAUAAAAUUAACAAAUUAUUAGACACGGUCAAGCAGGUUCAAGAUGGCAAAGCCAACGUUCAAGACGUGCAGAAGGUAGCUAAUGAUCUUUUGGAGUCAACGAAAUCGUUGCAGAACGGACCAGAUCCUCUGAGCCUGGAAGAGAUCCUAAAGCUCUACAACGAGGACAUAAGGAACGAGGUGAAGAGGCAGGAAUCUACGCAAGAACAGCCAUCGCUAGCCGACGAGGCCGCAACGGAAUCAACUUCAACUACGACGACGACAGUGACGAGUUUGAUGGUUGACCCAGCAUUCACCACGACUACAGCGCCAGUGGAUUUGACGAACUUGGCAGCUUUGGCAGAUUCCUUUGGAGGAACUACUGCAGCACCGGAUCCUGUUUUACCGACACGGCGACGAAGCGGGCUGUAUUUCCUCGUCGACUGGAACACUUUCCUCGAGGUUGGCGAGGAAGGUAAGGAUAAGGUUAAUUUAAGGUUCCAACCUAAGGUGGGUGACAGAACGCGUUUUAUUCCUGUGACCGUUCCUUAGAAUCGUUAUUAGUUUUUAUGAAAAAGUUGAACAUGAUUUUUUGGGUUACGAUCCAGAGUUUUUAUUUUAUGCUCAAUUCUCGGUGUGUAUUGUUAUGAAAAAUGUUGAAUUAUUUGCUGCGAGUGCGCAAGUAGGUGUGUACGUAAGAUAAUGACGUUUCGAGGAAUAUGCCAGCCUCGGAAGAUUUUAAUCAAAUGUGAUGACUGGUUCAAAGGUAAUCCCUUCGACAUAUCUUUGUCGUCCACGUUAUUCUUCUAGGAUAUCGGAUUAGGUGUGGUUUUGUAUAUUCUUAAAUUUAUUUAUUACGUUCAACGCAUUAUUGUUGUACAAAAUAAUGUUUAGGUGCUUCAAUUGGAUAAAGUUUAUUUAAAAAUGUAUGACUACCUAAGUGCUUUAAAAUAUUAUUUGUGACAUAUAAUUUAAAUUAAUUGUACGUUAACCAAACUUUGUUUGAGAAUUUGUCACAAUUAGUAAUACCAGUGUAAUAAUUUAUAUGUAUCUUUGGAUAUAAUUUUUGUAUUGCUCGUAUCGAGAAUAAACGAGAUUAAACGAUA